Molecule: messenger RNA, 1789 nt
Organism: Mycotypha africana
Lineage: Eukaryota; Fungi; Mucoromycota; Mucoromycetes; Mucorales; Mycotyphaceae
Exons: 7
Biological process (GO): gamma-aminobutyric acid signaling pathway; G protein-coupled receptor signaling pathway
Cellular component (GO): membrane; G protein-coupled receptor heterodimeric complex
Molecular function (GO): G protein-coupled GABA receptor activity
Source: RefSeq, a predicted model, not a curated record
ACCGGAAACUGAAUGUUUCAUAUACAUAUUGAUAAAGUUUAGCAUAUUCCUGCUUGAUGUCCAUGGCACAUGGUAUUGGCCAAGUUGUGCGUGAUGCCAUUCAUCCAGCAGAUGUUUUACAGAAACUUACAACGGGAGAAAAUAAAAGAGGAAGACCAUUCUUAGCAAAUUAUGAUACAAUAACACUAUUCAAUGAUACUGGCUUCGUCGGGCCCCAAGGGCCAAUUCUGUUCAAUAAAGAAGGCGAUAUUAUGAUAGGAAACUUUAAUAUCUUUAACUUACAAAACGGCACACAAGUCUCCAUUGGAAGUGUUGUGGGUGGGAAAUUUGAAUUAUCCACAAGUCCUGUUUAUUACGAUGGUACCAAUACACCACCAUUGGGCCAACCACCUAUCACAGUGCUCGAAGCGGGAUUAUCCACGCCAAUUGCUAAAACGACGGCGACAAUAACUAUCAUCAGCUUAUUGGCUGCCUUCUUCAUUUUAUUCACUAUUGUUCUAAAACGGCAUCAUCUCGUUUUUAAAUAUGCUAGUGUAUCCUUUUGUAUAAUAGAAUUAUUCGGCUUUAUUUUAUCUUAUUUAUCUAUACUACUCAUAUUCAAAAGUAGUAUGUGCUUAGUAACAUGCUAUCUGCUUCCUAUUUUCUUUUAUUUAGCUUAUUCCAUAAUUAUCUGUACCAUGCUAGCGCGAAAUUAUCAGGUUUACAAAACGAUGAAUAAUAUCUUUGCAAAUGGUGUUUGUAUGACAGAUGCUGAGUUACUUAGAUUGAUAUCUUACGUAUUUUUGUUAAAUUCUACUGUAUUAGUUUUAUGGCUACUCUCAACAACAGUCGAAUUGUCAGAGGUCUCUGUUUCUUCUACUAAUACAAUAUUUAUCAAAACAUGCAACUAUUAUCACGACCCCAACAGUCUAGAGGGUGAAAGACAACACCAAAACUAUUUUAACCAUUCGUUUUUCGUGGUUAUUAUGUCUAUAAUAGCUGGUAUCGAACUCGGUAUGUGCGUAUUUAUGACCAUGAGAACCAAAACUUUCGGGGGCUAUUCCAAGUACAGCGAGCAUAAACAAUUGGGACUCUCAGUGUAUAACGUAUUCUUUUCGGCUAUGAUUGGUUUCAUCAUUUUCUUCAUGCCUACGAACGACUUUUAUACUCGUCAUUACGUGACGGCCAUGACUAUCCUUUGGGCGACGACGUUCUCAAUGAUCAUCUUAUUCUUUCCAAAGAUAUACAAGUUAUUGAAAAGCUACAAGGAUAAUAGCAGCCAAAAUAACAAAGUCCAUCAGUAUCAGUUAACAGGAAAAGAACACGGACGAGACUCGGUGCACGAUAAAAGAUAUAGCAACGGAAAACAUACAACACAGAAGGACGUUGAUAAAACUCUGAUGACAAUGAAUCAAUUUUUGGCCAUUGACCACCUUUUCCUUCCAAUUGAUCGGAAAGAGCAUAAACUAGAUAAUUUCGAGUACGAAAAUAAUAAUGUAACCAUUGAUGAUGAUACGGCUGCGCGAUCAGUAACAAUGGUUGGUAGCAGUUGCAGUUCUAUCAACGUAAAAGAAUACGAAACAGAAGAUACUCAGUCAAUAGCAGAAACAAUUAAUUAUCAGAAUGCAGGGAGGAAAUUACACGUAAUUUCGUUCGAGGAUGUCUUACCCGUACAGUGCGUCUUUAAAUUGUUUCCUUCCCUUUUGGCAAGAUGGGAAAUGCGGAGAAUCGUUCUCUAUCCUCAGCUUCGUUCAUUUCUUUAUUAUUCUUCGGUAGGUUGAACAGUCUAUGCACUAUGCGUACUACAGAG